Dermacentor silvarum is the source of this 985-nucleotide messenger RNA. RefSeq lists its product as uncharacterized. Lineage: Eukaryota; Metazoa; Arthropoda; Arachnida; Ixodida; Ixodidae. Bases 533 to 889 code for a protein of 118 amino acids. The record is from RefSeq and is a predicted model, not a curated record. The transcript has 3 exons.
UCUGUCUGCCCUCUUUGUAACCUUAGCUCACGAUCGAGGUUUUCUUGAAGUGCCGUGAAAACAUAAUUGGAAGACAGCAGUUGGGAUGCGGGGGAGGUCGGUAGGCAAAGAGAUGCAUGCGCACGUUAAGCGUGAGAAAAUGCAAAUUCGAGAAAGCCAUUUCGUGCGACGGCGCACAAAACCUAUCAGACUGGGACGUUUCUUUCCCACACCAAGGACCCGUUCUGCCGGGCAUGUUAAUACGCGAUGAGCGAGACGUGUUCAUCACGAUCAUCGAAGCAGAAGUAAAGAGAGCCUUGUGGACGGAAGGCGGGCCAUCGUUCGGAGACGUCGAUUGCGAUUGCGGGCUUAGGGACCCCCGCUUAUCGGGAUCGAUGUCACGCCUGCACGUCGUCGGCUGCUUUCCAUAUAUAGGCAUACGGACGGAUGGGCGGCUGUGUCUUCCGGCACGUUUGCUGCAGGCUUCAUUCUACGCCUCCGUUAGUUCGGCUUCUGGUCCGUGUGAAAAGUCAAACGCAAACCGCUGGCAGACAUGAGCUACGGAUACCCUCAGGCGCAUCACCAGUACCAACCACCGCCGGCACCCGGAUUUGCGCCUCCACAGCAGGCGCCGCCCCCCGGCUACCCUGGCUACCCGCAACCGCCGCCGGCACCCGUAGCGGAGCCCUACUUCGCGGCGUCGGCGCCAGUGGGCGACACAUACCAACCACCGCCGCCUCCCGGGCCCCAGCACUUGUACCCGACGCAGCAGCAGGCUGGCAGUUUCUACGUGCCGCCUGCACAACCGACAACGGUGGUCUUGCACGAAAAGAAAGAUGACGACUGCUGGAAGAACUGCUGCCUCUGCACGCUUUGCAUGGCGCUGUGCUGUUGGUGUUGCAGUGACUGAGGCCGGAGACUGCGUGUGCGUGGAGCCUCCACCGGGAGCGAAUGGGAGGGAGGGCGGAAAAGCCACGGAAAAGCACGCUGCGAUGGGCGCGAACAG